AUGUACUUAAACCGCUCUACCUCAUUAGAAAACUCGUCCUUUGAAGGAAUGCCAAUGAAAUACAUCAUUCAAAAAUUACGCAAAAAUGGAUCCGAAAAUUUUAACAAUCCAUCAACCGCAGAAUUCGAAUUACAUGUAGAGGGUGUUGAUAGACCAUUUUGGGUACAUAAAGAUUUCCUUAUCACGCAAUCCGAAUUCUUUAACGACAAUCUUACCUCUGUGAGACAUGGUGAUCUCGUGAAGAUCACCCUACCAUCUCCCGAAACUUUUGAAUCGAUUCUUGAAUAUUUGUAUACCGGAGAUGAUGACAAAUGGUAUGAUACCAUAACUCCUGAAAAUUAUCAAGAUGUUUGUAACAACGUUGAUUAUCUCGGUUUAGGCAGUGAAGUAAGGAACAUUUGUAUAGCUUAUUAUCAAAAUAACAUGAAUGCUUAG
Messenger RNA from Funneliformis caledonium, 435 nucleotides. The record is from the annotation of a GenBank genome assembly. Lineage: Eukaryota; Fungi; Glomeromycota; Glomeromycetes; Glomerales; Glomeraceae.